CGUUAUCGACGGCAAACAAACCUUAUCUCAAGAUUUCGAACGUUUGGUUACCGAAGCUACAACGAUAUUUUUUAAUCUCGCCUUGUCCAAAUCGGCAAUUUUCGCGGCACAUGCAACAGGACACCCAACUAUGUGGACGAUCGCGACUGUCUUUGGGCUGUUGGGGGCACUUUUCAGAGUCGUCCAAGGGGAUUACGUGGCGGCCGUAGUCGAAUUUCAUUCAAUCAUCAGCACGCAACCGAAUAUCACUUUGGAAGAAAACGUCAAUGAAUUCGUACACCAAAUUGCUUCGGCCAAGAUCGCAGGUGCGCAGAUAAUCGUAUUUCCCGAAUACGGUCUGACGGGUUUGGUGCAGGAGCCGGAAAACUAUUCCAUUCAAGUACCGCCCGUUGGAACAGUUCCUUCGGCUGAUGUCGACUACUACUUGACGAGGCUCUCGAACGCUGCCAGCGAACAUUCGAUCUAUGUGGUGAUCAAUGUUCUGGAAAGGGCGAAUCGGACCAGAGACGACAUAAACGAAACCAUCUACUACAAUACGAACGUAGUGUUCGGGUCGUCUGGUGCCAUAAUUGCCAAGUACCGCAAGUUGAAUCUGUAUUUCGAACCUAAGCUGACGCCCGGUAACGAGACGGUCGUGUUCGAUACCGAUUUCGGUACAUUCGGUCUCAUCACGUGCAACGACAUUUUGUUCCGCGACCCCGCCCAAACGGUACUCCGCAACGGCACAGUCACUGACGUCAUUUUCACUGCCGCGUGGUCAUCGGAACUGCCGUUUUUCACGUCGUUGCAGGUGCAAGCGGGUUACGCGGCUGCCAACGGAAUCAACUUGCUGGCCGCAAACCUCAACAGGCCGUCGGGGGCCGGCAGCGGCAGCGGUAUUUACAGAAGGGACGGCACCAUCCUUCGUCAAGUUAUCACUGGCUCCCCCUCUACCACCUUGUUGUUCGCCAACGUCGAGUCGAUCGUAAAACCCAGGAAUUUCAAUCCGUUCGGUUUCGGGAUACUGAGAAACGAAACGACCGAUGAGCUGGCCGGUCUCCAGACCCUGCGAGAUUUCGAUUCCUCGUCGUACACCCUCAAGUCGCCCGAUUUGUCCCUAAACGGCAACAACGUGACUGAGCAGGUUUGCCGCGGUUCCUUCUGCUGCAGUUUCAACGUCGUCGUCAACCAGGCGAAUUCGUCGGAAUUUUACAAGUUAUUAGCGUUCAACGGCAGGAAGAAUAUCGGCGAACUUGAUGUUAAUGUGCAGCUAUGCGCCCUGAUAGGGUGCGAGCGAGACGACGCUGACACUUGUGGAAUCAGGCGCACCUUCACCACCAAGUUUAGCCAAAUCACGGUGUGGGGCAACUUCGAGAACCGCCCGGACACUUUCUUCCGGCCCACUAGUUUGAGGGGCGAUUUGAGGCCAGUUUCGAACGCGACCUAUCUCGAGAGUAGGGUCAACGAAACGUUGGGUAUCAGUUUUAAUACCAGCAAGGUGGAGAAUAAUGUGCUGGUAUUCGGUAUCAUCGCUACGGGAGGGAGUUCAAGGAUGAGUUUGAGUUUCGUGUUUGUAGGCGCGGUCUCCAUAGCCAUGCGCGCUUUAAUGUUUCGUAUUUUUGCGUAAGAGUUAUUAAUUUGAUAGGAUAGUUUUUUUUUUAACCGGCAAACAUUUUUAUAAAUAAAGAAGACUUGUAGUGCAGCUGAGUGUUUUUUUCGUAAACGACCACUAAUGCACCGUUCUAACUUUUUCGCUCGCGGGCUGUGCAUCAUACAGGGAACGUUAAUACUUGCGGAAAUGCGCCAUCUGUUGAAUAGAAUUAGUAUAUUUAGUAGUUUACCGAACGUGUUGCCUAGUAUACUUUUUCUACGACCGUCACGAAAAUAACACAAUUUAACCAAUUAAAAUAGUCUCUUUUUAACUGGGUACGUUAGACAGAGAGAGGUGUAUUACUGAAUAUGUCAUAUAAACAA
Cylas formicarius (sweet potato weevil) is the source of this 1953-nucleotide messenger RNA. Its product is annotated as vanin-like protein 1. The coding region runs from base 131 to 1606 and encodes 491 amino acids. The transcript has 8 exons. The record is from RefSeq and is a predicted model, not a curated record. NCBI's taxonomy places the organism in Eukaryota, Metazoa, Arthropoda, Insecta, Coleoptera, Brentidae.